Messenger RNA from Penicillium robsamsonii, 1470 nucleotides. It is a transcript of the gene she9, whose product is annotated as putative mitochondrion biogenesis protein (She9). Gene Ontology annotation, cellular component: mitochondrial inner membrane. Lineage: Eukaryota; Fungi; Ascomycota; Eurotiomycetes; Eurotiales; Aspergillaceae. Gene Ontology annotation, biological process: inner mitochondrial membrane organization. The transcript is spliced from 2 exons. Bases 1 to 1470 code for a protein of 489 amino acids. The record is from RefSeq and is a predicted model, not a curated record.
AUGCAGUCUAUGCCACAACUGCUCAGGCAAUCACUUCGGUCAAGCCUACAACUCACAAGCACCUCCCCAGCACGAGCGCACUUCCGCCCUGCAUUCUCCGUCAACAGACCGACUCCGCGGAGCUUCUCCGCCUGCGUACAAUGCCAAUUCCGCCGACAGCCGACCACAUACUUGGCCUACAAUGACCGAGAAAAGUUCUCCGCUGACACCGAGAGGUUAAUCAGGGAAAAGGAGAAGGAACUCGCCGAGCAGGAACUCGCUAAGCAGGAGCUCGCUUCCCGCGACCCGGCCCCGAUCCCGGGUGUGGAGGCGGGCAGUUCUGGCGAUUCGGUUCCUCCUGCCACAGAGACCGAUCAGACCACUGCACCACCACAAACGAAGGAGAAUGAAAAAGAGCAGUCCAUUUCACAGGAGGAAGAAGCUAGUGCCGGCGCGAGGAGCGGAGGUCUGCCCUCGUACUUGGAAAGCCGUCGAUCAAAAUGGUCUAAGCAGUUCAGCACAGUGAUGGACAAUCUGCAAUCCAAUGUUUUCGUAGCGGGUCAGCGUUUAAAUGACCUGACUGGAUACUCCAGCAUCGAAGCUCUGAAGAACGAUAUCCAGUUCCACGAGGGCCGACUCCGCACCGCCCGAGCAAACGUCAAGAAGGCAAAAGAAGAGUACGCCAAAGCCAUUAACCGUCGCUCAACUUCCCAACGCGAAGUAAACGAGCUCCUCCAACGCAAGCACGCCUGGUCCUCAACCGACCUGGAGCGAUUCACCCUCCUCUACCGCAACGACCACACGAACGAGGUCGCCGAGACCGAGACCUCACAAACUCUAUCAGCCUGCGAGCGCGAAGCUGAAGAAGCUGCCGCGCAACUGAGCAAGAGUAUCCUCUCACGAUACCACGAGGAGCAAGUCUGGUCCGACAAGAUCCGUCGUAUGUCGACAUGGGGAACCUGGGGUUUGAUGGGCGUGAACGUCCUGCUAUUCCUUGUCUUCCAGAUUCUCGUGGAGCCGUGGCGUCGGAAGCGACUCGUCAAGGGUUUCGAGGAUAAGGUCGUAGAAGCGUUGGAGAAAGAGAAGGUCCUGAACCGGGCUAUGUUUGCUGAGAACGCUAUCUCGAUCUCGGCGCUGCCGAAUACCUCUAUCCUCCCCGAGAUCGUCGAUUCGACCUCCGAGAACACAGCUGGGGCCACUCCUUCUCUUUUGAUUGAGCCAAAGGUUGCUGCGAAGGAGAUUGAUCCGUCCACUACGGGAUCUAUUGUCUCGGUGACUGAUACCGAUGCCUCCCAGUCUCUCCAGACCCGUCUCUCAAAUAUUACUUCCCCGGUUCUGUCGCGCGAGUACUGGAGGCAGGUGGUUGGCGAGUUCUUCAGUGAGCGCAGCAUUUCUGUCUCCCAGUACGAUCUCACCACUGCAGCUCUCCAGAGUGCUGCAGCUGGUGCAGCUGUGACGGGCCUACUCUUUGCCCUGAUCGGAUCUCGGUAA